Molecule: messenger RNA, 1103 nt
Organism: Megalops cyprinoides (Indo-Pacific tarpon)
Lineage: Eukaryota; Metazoa; Chordata; Actinopteri; Elopiformes; Megalopidae
Product: neuropeptides B/W receptor type 2-like
Exons: 2
Coding region: 87-1103 (338 amino acids)
Biological process (GO): neuropeptide signaling pathway
Cellular component (GO): membrane; neuron projection
Molecular function (GO): neuropeptide receptor activity; neuropeptide binding
Source: RefSeq, a predicted model, not a curated record
ACUGUAAACAUCAGCCGCGCGGCAGAGGGGAAAGUGGCGACUGUUCUUACUCCGGGUGUCUCAGCAUCAUCAACGAACACAUAAAUAUGAAAAACGUGUCCAAGCCAGACACAAUGAACUCCGCUUGCAACUAUUCCGUGGAAUUUUAUUCCUUUAAUUUCAACAACCGGACCGAUCUAAACUGCACUUCACCAGCGCAGUUCUUCUACCAAGAUUUCUACGUCGUCCUGCCGGUCAUAUACUCGGUCAUAUGCGCGGUGGGAUUGACUGGCAACACUGCUGUCAUUUAUGUCAUCCUCAAAGCGCCCAAAAUGAAGACGGUCACCAAUAUGUUUAUACUCAACUUGGCCAUCGCCGAUGAUUUAUUUACUUUAGUCCUCCCAAUCAACAUCGCAGAACAUCUCCUACAUUACUGGCCUUUCGGCGAGACUCUGUGCAAGAUCAUACUCUCCAUAGACCACUACAACAUAUUCUCCAGUAUCUACUUUCUCACGGUAAUGAGCGUUGAUAGGUACCUGGUGGUGCUCGCGACCGUGCGCUCCAAGAGGAUGCCCCACCGCACUUACCGUGCAGCCAAAACCGUAAGCGUCUGCGUGUGGACACUGGUCAUUCUAAUAGUCAUGCCUUUCACCGUGUUCGCAGGAAUUUACGUUAAUCCCGAAGAUAGGGAUAGGAAGAGUUGCGUCUUGAGUUUCCCCAGUCCGGAGAGUUUCUGGUUUAAAGCGAGUCGGAUUUACACUCUGCUCCUCGGCUUUGCCAUCCCCGUCUCCACCAUCUGUAUCCUGUACACAAUGAUGCUGUACAAGCUGCGGAACAUGCGGCUGAACUCCAACGCCAAGGCUCUAGACAAAGCAAAAAAGAAAGUGACGAUAAUGGUGUUCAUCGUCCUCGCAGUCUGCCUGUUCUGCUGGACGCCGUUCCAUCUCAGCACCAUCGUCGCCCUCACAACGGACCUGAACUCAACGCCGCUAGUGAUUGGAAUCUCUUAUUUCAUUACAAGUCUAAGCUACGCAAAUUCGUGUCUAAACCCUUUCCUAUACGCUUUCCUUGACGACAGCUUUAGGAAGGCGUUCAAGAAAAUGUUGGAGUGUAGACAAUCUUGA